Messenger RNA from Coregonus sp. 'balchen', 25653 nucleotides. Lineage: Eukaryota; Metazoa; Chordata; Actinopteri; Salmoniformes; Salmonidae. The record is from the annotation of a GenBank genome assembly.
AUGUGGACAAGUUUUCAAGUCGUCCUCUUCUUCCGACAGCUCGGGGUCAAAGUCAACAGGUAUUGACGUUGGGAGUUUUUUGAAGAAGGAUGAGUUUCUGGUUAGCAGACGUCCAGAGCGUGUUACCGUUAUCAUCGAUCCUUUGAUUCUCAUGACUUUGCAAGGUUUAGGAUCGUAUGGAGUCAUGAGUUUUCCUUUGACUUGCUGACGGCAGAGUACCAUGUCUUCUGGUUUGAGUGUGGAGGGUCGUGCUCAGUUCUUGUAGUCUCUUUCAUGCGUUGCUUUGCACGUUGGUCAGUGUCACAUAGCUUGGUGUUUGGUGUGAAGUGAGGCAUUGUGGGAAGUGUACUGCAGAGUUCUUCCAAACAUCAGCUCUUGAUACCUUGAGUAUUUGUCGACAACUACAAGUAGGUAAUCACCCGAUGGGAAAGGACCACAGAAAUCGACUGAUACUUCUAGCCAUGGACCUUUGGGAAGUUUCGACAUAAACAGUGGUUCCUUAGGAUUUUCUGCAGUGGCAGCUUGACAUGGAAUGCAUUGCUGAAUUGCUUUUUCCACCAUGUCAUCUAUGCCUGGAAACCAAACCUUCUCUCUCAGUAGCUGUUUUGUUUUCACAAUACCUAGAUGUCCUGUGUGAGCUACUAUAGGUUGAUUGCUUUUUUAUGGAGAGAGGCUGGAAGAACGAGCCGUGUUCCUCUCAGAAUGAUGUUUGCUUGAGCAUUGAUUGUUAGUUCAUGUCUCAUGCGAAAGAGUGCUUUUGAUGUUUGGAAAUCAGCAUAUUGUGUGUCACGUGGUGAAUCUAGCCAGGUUCCUGUGGACAAUAGGCACAUCACCUUCUGUAGAGCUGAGUCUUUCUUUGUUUCUUCUUGCACCUCUUCUAGAGUCAUCGCUUUGGGAACUGUGUUGUCAAUGAUACAGUUCACAUAUUCCUCUGCCAUGCGAGAGGUUCUUUGUGGUGUUUCCCCUGCGAUGGGUUGUCUUGACAUGUAGUCGGCAGAGUUGUCUUUACCGGCUUUGUACUUCACAGUGUAGCUGUAGGGUUGUAGUCUCAGUCUCCACCGCUCAAGUCGUGCUGGGGGUGUGGCUUUUGGGUUGUUGAAGAAAAGCUCUAGUGGUAAAUGGUCUGUGAUGACCGUGAAGUGAGCUCCGUAGAGAUACAAGUGAAAGUGUUCACAUGCCCAGAUGAUUGCCAGAGCUUCUCUCUCAGUUUAUGAGUGUCGCUGUCCAACCUCUGAAAGCGCUCGGCUGGCAUAUGCAAUUAUAUUGGUGUCUUUGUCACUUGUAGGGUUGUGCUGACUUAGUAUGGCACCUGUUUCUAUAUUUUUCAUAGCUGUCUAUUUACCACCACAAACCAAUGCUGGCAUUAAGAUUGCACUGAAUGAGCUGUAUAAGGUCAUAAGUGAACAGAAAAAUGCUCAUCCAGAGGCAACGUUCCUAGUGGCAGGGGACUUUAAUGCAGGGAAACUUACAUUUGUUCUACCUAAUUUUUACCAGCAUGUUAAAUGUGCAACCAGCGGCGUGUGCUGCAUCAGACACUGUUAGUUCUUACAUUUUUAAUCGCAGACUGGUGCUGUUGUCCCCUUGACCAGGUGUGAUCUUUUCUUGUGAGCUCACGAAGAGGCUGUGCGGUUGUUGCGAAGUCUGGUAUGAACCGUAUUGUAUUGUAUACCAAGUAGUAUUGUAUCAUACCAAGUAGACUGUGAACUACAGAGACAUUUUGAGGUGCUGGCAGAUUCUGUAUGGCUUUGAUUUUCUUUGGAUCUACCGAAAUGCCUUUCUCUGAGAAAACAUAGCCGUAAAACUCAAGUGUUGUUUUGCUGUAUUCGCAUUUGUCAAGAUUUUUCCCUCUCAAUCUCUGAAACACAGCUUUGAGACUUGUGUUGCGUUCAUCUUGGGAUCUACCGUAGACUGACUAGGAUGUCAUCGCUCAUAUUUCUCACGUUGGGAAUGCCUUGCAGCACUUGCUGCAUUACAUUUUGAAACACCUCGGCAGCUGAAUUUAUGCCAAAGUUCAGUCUGGUGUAUCUCCAGAGGCCAGUAUGUGUAGUGAAGUCUGGAUGUAACUCAAGCUGGUGGUAUCCAGCAUUAAGAUCUAGCUUGGGGAACACCACAGCUCCAUUCAGAUCAUGGAUGAGGUCAUCAACCAUUGGUGUGAUGUGUCGUUCACAUUGUAUUGCUGUGUUUGGAAGGCGCAUGUUGACACAGACACAAACUUUAUCAGGCCUUUGGUGUGACCACUAUUGGGGAUACCCAUGGCGUUGGCCCGCAGAUUUUUUCAAUGAUGUCUUGGCUUUGUAGUGUGUCAAGCUCCUGUUGAACCUUUUCUUUCAUGUGAAAAGGAAUCCUCCUGUGUGGUUGUACUGCUGGUUGUGUCAUCAAUGUUCAGCUUCACUUGAAAGUCUCUGAGUUUUCCGAUGCCUUGGAAGAGGUCCUGGUAUAUGAAUGGACCAUAGCUGGUUCACUUGGAGUGGGCAGAGAGUUGAUUAUUUUCAGAAGUCGGAGGUCUGUUGCUCUCUGACAGCUAAGUAAUGAGCCAGAGUCACCUUUGAUUACAUAGAAAGUGGUAUCCACCAUCUUAGUCUUGGAGCGGACUGGUGCUGUGAAUUUUCCUGUCAGUGGAAGUAGUUUGGAUGAGCCAUAAGCAAAGAUGUUUGCCUUAGCCUGUUUUAAUUCACAGCUGGGCUUUAGCUUGUCAUGUGAAAACAUCAACAAUGUUAACGCUUGCUCCCGAAUCAACAAUAACAUCCACAGUUGUGUUCAUAAAGGUAACUUGGAUGUCUGGUUGCGAUGGUUUCUGUGGUGUACACACAACAUACACAUAAUCAUCAUCAUCAGAGCUUGGUGAGGUGUCUUGUUUUUGUGUCUUUUUUGUCAUCUUGUGACUGCACUUUAUGCACUUUGUGUUUCGGACACUGUUGGGUUAGUUUUUCAGCAACUGGAGGAGUGGACUCGGUGGUUUGUGAUCUACAGCAUUUUUUUAAGUGAUUCAACUUUCCACUUCCUUAAAAAAAAAUCCCCCUUGCAGGGCAGUUUGUUUGUCCUCCGUUGUGUGGGAAUUGUCCUCCACAGUUAUUGCAUGUUCUGUUUUGAUGUUUGUCGCUUUCAUUUUUGUAGCCCUGGCUUUGUUAUAUUUUUGUACAGCGCACACUGCAAGUUAUUUUUGUGAUUUUGAUUGAGCAUUCUCCAUGCCUGCAGCUUGUUUAUUCAUUGUUUCUUGUGCACUGCCUGUAUCAAGUAGUUGUUGGAGAGCCAUUGAACCAUUGUUUAGCGCCAUCCUGCGGAGGCGCGCGGAACUGCAGCUUAGUAUUAUCUGUGACUUUUUUCUUUAUCAAAUAGCUAGCUAACAUUGAACCUGGUUGGUUAGCUACCUGCAGAUUCAUUCACAAUGAGUUGGGAUUAUGGUUAAUUGUUUAGCUAGCUAGCUACAUGUCUAAACAAAAGACUCCACUAUGCAAGUAACCACUUCACUGUUCCGUUUACACCUUCUUUAUCCUGUUCAUGUGACAAAAAAACAUAGAUUUUAUUUGAUAUAGUAUGUGUUUACCAGAGAAGGUAAUGUGAAGAACAACAUGACCUGCACCAAAGUCAAAUUAGGAUAUAGCGUUAGGCCAACCGAGACAGUGUCCAUGUUCUAAAAUUCUCCGGUAGAAUGCCCUGCUUUUAUUUCGUCACACUCACAACCAUAAGCUAUAUUCUGUAAUUGGCUCGCCAUUAACUUGUAAAUAAUGAUCUUGUUGUGAGUUUAUUUUCCUGUUCCUCAACUGCAGUGUAUGAUAUACCAUUGUGUAGCUGAGUCUCUACUUUUAUCCAAUGUAAAAAACACAAUUUAAAAUGUUGCUAUGUAAGACGAAUCGAGGCGGUCGGUCACAUAUGCACAUGUUUUUGUGACACAGAGGUGGAACAGGGUGCCAGUCCUUGUGAAACAUUCCUUUCCCCUAGGGUCAGAUUUCAAAGUGAGAGUAGACCACGGAGAGAAAGAAGAAGUAAACUCAGGGCAAGACAGACCUCCAAAGCACAUAAAUAACAGUAUUAACACCAACCUCAUAUUAUAAUUGGGCUUUUCUGGAGAAUAAUAGGGAAGACAUCAGAACUAUGAAAUAACACAUAUGGAAUCAUGUAGUAACCAAAAAAGUGUUCAAAAUAUAGCCACCCUUUGCCUUGAUGACAGCUUUGCACACUCUUGGCAUUCCCUCAACAAGCUUCAUGAGGUAGUCACCUGUAAUGCUUUUCCAACAGUCUUGAAGGAGUUCCCACAUAUGCUGAGCACUUGUUGGCUGCUUUUCCUUCACUCUCCUUCUUGGUCAAAUAGCCCUUACACAGCCUGGAUGUGUGUUUUGUGCAAACCAGAUGGGAUGGCGUAUCACUGCAGAAUGCCGUGAUAGCUAUGCUGGUUAAGAGUGCCUUGAAUUCUAAAUAAAUCACAAACAGUGUCACCAGCAAAGGACCAUCACACCUCCUCCUCCAUGCUUCACGGUGGGAACCACACAUGCAGAGAUCAUCCAUUCACCUACUCUGCAACUCACAAAGACACAGGGUUUGGAACCAAAAAUCUAAUUUGGACUCAUCAGACCAAAGGACAGAUUUCCACCAGUCUAAUGUCCAUUUGCCCAAGCAAGUCUCUUCUUCUUAUUGGUGCCCUUUAGUAGUGGUUUCUUUGCAGCAAUUCGACCAUGAAGGCCUGAUUCACGCAGUCUCCUCUGAACAGUUGAUGUUGAAAUGUGUCUGUUACUUGAACUCUGUGAAGCAUUUAUUUUGGCUACAAUCUGAGGUGCAGUUAACUCUAAUGAAUGUAUCCUCUGCAGCAGAGGUAACUCUGGGUCUUCCUUUCCUGUGGCAGUCCUCAUGAGAGCCAGUUUCAUCAUAGCGCUUGAUGGGUUUUGUGACUGCACUUGAAGAAACUUUCAAAGUUCUUGAAAUAUUCCAGAUUGACUGACCUUCAUGUCUUAAAGUAAUGAUGGACUGUCAUUACUCUUUGCUUAUUUGAGCUGUUCUUGACAUAAUAUGGACUUAGUCUUUUACCAAAUAAGGCUGUCUUCUGUAUACCACCUCUACAUUUUAGUCAUUUAGCAGACGCUCUUACCUAGAGUGACUUACAGUUAGUGAGUGCAUGCAUUUUCAUACUGUAACGAACCCACAACCCUGGCGUUGCAAGCGCCAUGCUCUACCAACUGAGCUACAGGGGACUCUACCUUGUCAUAACACAACUGAUUGGCUCAAACGCAUUAAGAAGGAAAGAAAUUCCACAAAUUAACUUUUAAGAAUCCACACCUGUUAAUUGAAAGGCAUUCAAGGUGACUACCUCAUGAAGCUGGUUGAGAGAAUGCCAAGAGUGUGUAAAGCUGUCAAGGCAAAGGGUGGCUAUUUGAAGAAUCUCAAAUAUAAAAUAUGUUUUGAUUUGUUUAACACUUUUUUGGUUACUACAUGACUCCAUAUGUGUUAUUUCAUAGUUUGAUGUCUUCACUAUUAUUCUACAAAAUAAAGAAAAACACUUGAAUGAGUAGGUGUUCUAAAACUUUUGACUGGUAGUGUAUAUACAGUGAGGGAAAAAAGUAUUUGAUCCCCCGCUGAUUUUUUUACAUUUUCCCACUGACAAAGAAAUGAUCAGUCUAUAAUUUUAAUGGUAGGUUUAUUUGAACAGAGAGACAAAAUAACAACAAAAAAAUCCAUAAAAACGCAUGUCAAAAAUGUUAUAAAUUGAUUUGCAUUUUAAUGAGGGAAAGAGGUUCUCACCCAAGAUUUGACGGUACGUGGUCCCGUCCAUCGUCCCUUUGAUGCGGUGAAGUUGUCCUGUCCCCUCAGUAGAAAAACACCCCCAACGUAUAAUGUUUCCACCUCCAUGUUUGACAGUGGGGUGGUGUUCUUGGGGUCAUAGGCAGCAUUCCUCCUCCUCCAAACACGGCGAGUUGAUUUGAUGCCAAAGAGCUCCAUUUUGGUCUCAUCUGACCACAACAUCUGAUCACCCAGUUCUCCUCUGAAUCAUUCAGAUGUUCAUUGGCAAACUUCAGACGGGCCUGUAUAUGUGCUUCUUGAGCAGGGGGACCUUGCGGGCACUGCAGGAUUUCAGUCCUUCACGGCGUAGUGUGUUAUCAAUUGUUUUAUUGGUGACUAUGGUCCCAGCUGCCUUGAGAUCAUUGACAAGAUCCUCCCGUGUAGUUCUGGGCUGAUUCCUCACCGUUCUCAUGAUCAUUGCAACUCCACGAGGUGAGAUCUUGCAUGGAUCCCCACCCCCCACCCUAUCUUUUUACGCUGCUGCUACUCUGUUAAUUAUUUAUGCAUAGUCACUUUAACUCUACCCACAUGUACAUAUUACUUCAACUACCUCAACUAGCCGGUGCCCCCGCACAUUGACUCUGCACCGGUACCCCCUGUAUAUAUAGCCUACCUACUGUUAUUUUAUUUUACUUUUACUCUUUUUUUCUCAACACUUUUUUGUUGUUGUUUUAUUUUACUUUUUUAUAAAAAAUAAAUGCACUGUUGGUUAAGGGCUGUAAGUAAGCAUUUCACUGUAAUGUUUGCACCGGUUGUAUUCGGCGCAUGUGGUCAAUAAAAUUGUAUUUUAUUUUAUUUGAAACAAACUGGGCUGGCGUCAACUAACAGUGUCGACCUCUUGGCUGGGUCAAAGUAGGCUGUCGGCGUGUGCUGCAUCAGACACUGUUAGUUCUUACAUUUUUAAUCGCAGACUGGUGCUGUUGUCCCCUUGACCAGGUGUGAUCUUUUCUUGUGAGCUCACGAAGAGGCUGUGCGGUUGUUGCGAAGUCUGGUAUGAACCGUAUUGUAUUGUAUACCAAGUAGUAUUGUAUCAUACCAAGUAGACUGUGAACUACAGAGACAUUUUGAGGUGCUGGCAGAUUCUGUAUGGCUUUGAUUUUCUUUGGAUCUACCGAAAUGCCUUUCUCUGAGAAAACAUAGCCGUAAAACUCAAGUGUUGUUUUGCUGUAUUCGCAUUUGUCAAGAUUUUUCCCUCUCAAUCUCUGAAACACAGCUUUGAGACUUGUGUUGCGUUCAUCUUGGGAUCUACCGUAGACUGACUAGGAUGUCAUCGCUCAUAUUUCUCACGUUGGGAAUGCCUUGCAGCACUUGCUGCAUUACAUUUUGAAACACCUCGGCAGCUGAAUUUAUGCCAAAGUUCAGUCUGGUGUAUCUCCAGAGGCCAGUAUGUGUAGUGAAGUCUGGAUGUAACUCAAGCUGGUGGUAUCCAGCAUUAAGAUCUAGCUUGGGGAACACCACAGCUCCAUUCAGAUCAUGGAUGAGGUCAUCAACCAUUGGUGUGAUGUGUCGUUCACAUUGUAUUGCUGUGUUUGGAAGGCGCAUGUUGACACAGACACAAACUUUAUCAGGCUUUUGGUGUGACCACUAUUGGGGAUACCCAUGGCGUUGGCCCGCAGAUUUUUUCAAUGAUGUCUUGGCUUUGUAGUGUGUCAAGCUCCUGUUGAACCUUUUCUUUCAUGUGAAAAGGAAUCCUCCUGUGUGGUUGUACUGCUGGUUGUGUCAUCAAUGUUCAGCUUCACUUGAAAGUCUCUGAGUUUUCCGAUGCCUUGGAAGAGGUCCUGGUAUAUGAAUGGACCAUAGCUGGUUCACUUGGAGUGGGCAGAGAGUUGAUUAUUUUCAGAAGUCGGAGGUCUGUUGCUCUCUGACAGCUAAGUAAUGAGCCAGAGUCACCUUUGAUUACAUAGAAAGUGGUAUCCACCAUCUUAGUCUUGGAGCGGACUGGUGCUGUGAAUUUUCCUGUCAGUGGAAGUAGUUUGGAUGAGCCAUAAGCAAAGAUGUUUGCCUUAGCCUGUUUUAAUUCACAGCUGGGCUUUAGCUUGUCAUGUGAAAACAUCAACAAUGUUAACGCUUGCUCCCGAAUCAACAAUAACAUCCACAGUUGUGUUCAUAAAGGUAACUUGGAUGUCUGGUUGCGAUGGUUUCUGUGGUGUACACACAACAUACACAUAAUCAUCAUCAUCAGAGCUUGGUGAGGUGUCUUGUUUUUGUGUCUUUUUUGUCAUCUUGUGACUGCACUUUAUGCACUUUGUGUUUCGGACACUGUUGGGUUAGUUUUUCAGCAACUGGAGGAGUGGACUCGGUGGUUUGUGAUCUACAGCAUUUUUUUAAGUGAUUCAACUUUCCACUUCCUUAAAAAAAAAUCCCCCUUGCAGGGCAGUUUGUUUGUCCUCCGUUGUGUGGGAAUUGUCCUCCACAGUUAUUGCAUGUUCUGUUUUGAUGUUUGUCGCUUUCAUUUUUGUAGCCCUGGCUUUGUUAUAUUUUUGUACAGCGCACACUGCAAGUUAUUUUUGUGAUUUUGAUUGAGCAUUCUCCAUGCCUGCAGCUUGUUUAUUCAUUGUUUCUUGUGCACUGCCUGUAUCAAGUAGUUGUUGGAGAGCCAUUGAACCAUUGUUUAGCGCCAUCCUGCGGAGGCGCGCGGAACUGCAGCUUAGUAUUAUCUGUGACUUUUUUCUUUAUCAAAUAGCUAGCUAACAUUGAACCUGGUUGGUUAGCUACCUGCAGAUUCAUUCACAAUGAGUUGGGAUUAUGGUUAAUUGUUUAGCUAGCUAGCUACAUGUCUAAACAAAAGACUCCACUAUGCAAGUAACCACUUCACUGUUCCGUUUACACCUUCUUUAUCCUGUUCAUGUGACAAAAAAACAUAGAUUUUAUUUGAUAUAGUAUGUGUUUACCAGAGAAGGUAAUGUGAAGAACAACAUGACCUGCACCAAAGUCAAAUUAGGAUAUAGCGUUAGGCCAACCGAGACAGUGUCCAUGUUCUAAAAUUCUCCGGUAGAAUGCCCUGCUUUUAUUUCGUCACACUCACAACCAUAAGCUAUAUUCUGUAAUUGGCUCGCCAUUAACUUGUAAAUAAUGAUCUUGUUGUGAGUUUAUUUUCCUGUUCCUCAACUGCAGUGUAUGAUAUACCAUUGUGUAGCUGAGUCUCUACUUUUAUCCAAUGUAAAAAACACAAUUUAAAAUGUUGCUAUAUAAGACGAAUCGAGGCGGUCGGUCACAUAUGCACAUGUUUUUGUGACACAGAGGUGGAACAGGGUGCCAGUCCUUGUGAAACAUUCCUUUCCCCUAGGGUCAGAUUUCAAAGUGAGAGUAGACCACGGAGAGAAAGAAGAAGUAAACUCAGGGCAAGACAGACCUCCAAAGCACAUAAAUAACAGUAUUAACACCAACCUCAUAUUAUAAUUGGGCUUUUCUGGAGAAUAAUAGGGAAGACAUCAGAACUAUGAAAUAAAACAUAUGGAAUCAUGUAGUAACCAAAAAAGUGUUCAAAAUAUAGCCACCCUUUGCCUUGAUGACAGCUUUGCACACUCUUGGCAUUCCCUCAACAAGCUUCAUGAGGUAGUCACCUGUAAUGCUUUUCCAACAGUCUUGAAGGAGUUCCCACAUAUGCUGAGCACUUGUUGGCUGCUUUUCCUUCACUCUCCUUCUUGGUCAAAUAGCCCUUACACAGCCUGGAUGUGUGUUUUGUGCAAACCAGAUGGGAUGGCGUAUCACUGCAGAAUGCCGUGAUAGCUAUGCUGGUUAAGUGUGCCUUGAAUUCUAAAUAAAUCACAAACAGUGUCACCAGCAAAGCACCAUCACACCUCCUCCUCCAUGCUUCACGGUGGGAACCACACAUGCAGAGAUCAUCCAUUCACCUACUCUGCAACUCACAAAGACACAGGGUUUGGAACCAAAAAUCUAAUUUGGACUCAUCAGACCAAAGGACAGAUUUCCACCAGUCUAAUGUCCAUUUGCCCAAGCAAGUCUCUUCUUCUUAUUGGUGCCCUUUAGUAGUGGUUUCUUUGCAGCAAUUCGACCAUGAAGGCCUGAUUCACGCAGUCUCCUCUGAACAGUUGAUGUUGAAAUGUGUCUGUUACUUGAACUCUGUGAAGCAUUUAUUUUGGCUACAAUCUGAGGUGCAGUUAACUCUAAUGAAUGUAUCCUCUGCAGCAGAGGUAACUCUGGGUCUUCCUUUCCUGUGGCAGUCCUCAUGAGAGCCAGUUUCAUCAUAGCGCUUGAUGGGUUUUGUGACUGCACUUGAAGAAACUUUCAAAGUUCUUGAAAUAUUCCAGAUUGACUGACCUUCAUGUCUUAAAGUAAUGAUGGACUGUCAUUACUCUUUGCUUAUUUGAGCUGUUCUUGACAUAAUAUGGACUUAGUCUUUUACCAAAUAAGGCUGUCUUCUGUAUACCACCUCUACAUUUUAGUCAUUUAGCAGACGCUCUUACCUAGAGUGACUUACAGUUAGUGAGUGCAUGCAUUUUCAUACUGUAACGAACCCACAACCCUGGCGUUGCAAGCGCCAUGCUCUACCAACUGAGCUACAGGGGACUCUACCUUGUCAUAACACAACUGAUUGGCUCAAACGCAUUAAGAAGGAAAGAAAUUCCACAAAUUAACUUUUAAGAAUCCACACCUGUUAAUUGAAAGGCAUUCAAGGUGACUACCUCAUGAAGCUGGUUGAGAGAAUGCCAAGAGUGUGUAAAGCUGUCAAGGCAAAGGGUGGCUAUUUGAAGAAUCUCAAAUAUAAAAUAUGUUUUGAUUUGUUUAACACUUUUUUGGUUACUACAUGACUCCAUAUGUGUUAUUUCAUAGUUUGAUGUCUUCACUAUUAUUCUACAAAAUAAAGAAAAACACUUGAAUGAGUAGGUGUUCUAAAACUUUUGACUGGUAGUGUAUAUACAGUGAGGGAAAAAAGUAUUUGAUCCCCCGCUGAUUUUUUUACAUUUUCCCACUGACAAAGAAAUGAUCAGUCUAUAAUUUUAAUGGUAGGUUUAUUUGAACAGAGAGACAAAAUAACAACAAAAAAAUCCAUAAAAACGCAUGUCAAAAAUGUUAUAAAUUGAUUUGCAUUUUAAUGAGGGAAAGAGGUUCUCACCCAAGAUUUGACGGUACGUGGUCCCGUCCAUCGUCCCUUUGAUGCGGUGAAGUUGUCCUGUCCCCUCAGUAGAAAAACACCCCCAACGUAUAAUGUUUCCACCUCCAUGUUUGACAGUGGGGUGGUGUUCUUGGGGUCAUAGGCAGCAUUCCUCCUCCUCCAAACACGGCGAGUUGAUUUGAUGCCAAAGAGCUCCAUUUUGGUCUCAUCUGACCACAACAUCUGAUCACCCAGUUCUCCUCUGAAUCAUUCAGAUGUUCAUUGGCAAACUUCAGACGGGCCUGUAUAUGUGCUUCUUGAGCAGGGGGACCUUGCGGGCACUGCAGGAUUUCAGUCCUUCACGGCGUAGUGUGUUAUCAAUUGUUUUAUUGGUGACUAUGGUCCCAGCUGCCUUGAGAUCAUUGACAAGAUCCUCCUGUGUAGUUCUGGGCUGAUUCCUCACCGUUCUCAUGAUCAUUGCAACUCCAAGAGGUGAGAUCUUGCAUGGAGCCCCAGGCCGAGGGAGAUUGACAGUUCUUUUGUGUUUCUUCCAUUUGCGAAUAAUCGCACCAACUGUUGUCACCUUCUCACCAAGCUGCUUGGCGAUGGUCUCGUAGCACAUUCCAGCCUUGUGUAGGUCUACAAUCUUGUCCCUGACAUCCUUGGAGAGCUCUAUGGUCUUGGCCAUGGUGGAGAGUUUGGAAUCUGAUUGAUUUAUUGCUUCUGUGGACAGGUGUCUUUUAUACAGGUAACAAGCUGAGAUUAGGAGCACUCCCUUUAAGAGUGUGCUCCUAAUCUCAGCUCGUUACCUGUAUAAUAGACACCUGGGACCCAGCAAUAUUUCUCAUUGAGAGGGGGUCAAAUACUUAUUUCCCUCUUUAAAAUGCAAAUCAAUUUAUAACAUUUCUGACAUGAGUUUUUCUGGAUUUUUUUGUUGUUAUUCUGUCUCUCACUGUUCAAAUAAAACUCCCUUUAAGAGUGUGCUCCUAAUCUCAGCUCGUUAACCUGUAUAAAAGACACCUGGGAGCCAGAAAUCUUUCUGAUUGAGAGGGGGUCAAAUACUUAUUUCCCUCACUGUACCUCCUCAACAAUCCACUGGUCCACCAGUACCUGUCAGCUCAUUUGUCUUGUGUUGUUUACCGGCAGACAUUCCUGGAGGGGUUUGGUGAUCCAACUAUGUCUGCCAUGCUGCCUCUCCGCCGUCUGUCCAACGACACCUCUUGACGUUGGUAUUUGUAGUACAGUAUUUCACAAAAGUGAGUACACCCCUCACAUUUUUGUAAAUAUUUGAGUAUAUCUUUUCAUGUGACAACACUGAAGAAAUGACACUUUGCUACAAUGUAAAGUAGUGAGUGUACAGCUUGUAUAACAGUGUACAUUUGCUGUCCCCUCAAAAUAACACAACACACAGCCAUUAAUGUCUAAACCGCUGGCAACAAAAGUGAGUACACUCCUAAGAGAAAAUGUCCAAAUUGGGCCCAAAGUGUCAAUAUUUUGUGUGGCCACCAUCAUUUUCCAGCACUGCCUUAACCCUCUUGGGCAUGGAGAUCACCAGAGCUUCACAGGUUGCCACUGGAGUCCUCUUCCACUCCUCCAUGAUGACAUCACAGAGCUGGUGGAUGUUAGAGACCUUGCACUCCUCCACCUUCCGUUUGAGGAUGCCCCACAGAUGCUCAAUAGGGUUUAGUUCUGGAGACAUACUUGGCCAGUCCAUCACCUUUACCCUCAGCUUCAAGCAAGGCAGUGGUCGUCUUGGAGGUGUGUUUGGGGUCGUUAUCAUGUUGGAAUACUGCCCUGCGGCCCAGUCUCCGAAGGGAGGGGAUCAUGCUCUGCUUCAGUAUGUCACAGUACAUGUUGGCAUUCAUGGUUCCCUCAAUGAACUGUAGCUCCCCAGUGCCGGCAGCACUCAUGCAGCCCCAGACCAUGACACUCCCACCACCAUGCUUGACUGUACGCAAGACACACUUGUCUUUGUACUCCUCACCUGGUUGCCGCCACACACGCUUGACACCAUCUGAACCAAAUAAGUUUAUCUUGGUCUCAUCAGACGACAGGACAUGGUUCCAGUAAUCCAUGUCCUUAGUCUGCUUGUCUUCGGCAAACUGUUUGCGGGCAUUCUUGUGCAUCAUCUUUAGAAGAGGCUUCCUUCUGGGACGACAGCCAUUCAGACCAAUUUGAUGCAGUGUGCGGCGUGUAGUCUGAGCACUGACAGGCUGACCCCCCACCCCUUCAACCUCUGCAGCAAUGCUGGCAGCACUCAUACGUCUAUUUCCCAAAGACAACCUCUGGAUAUGCUUAACAUUAUUUUUUAAUGACUACCUCAUCUCUGUACCCCACACAUACAAUUAUCUGCAAGGACCCUCAGUCAAGCAGUGAAUUUCAAACACAGAUUCAACCACAAAGACCAGGGAGGUUUUCUAAUGCCUUGCAAAGAAGGGCACCUAUUGGUCGAUGGGUAAAGAAAAAGAAGCAGACAUUAAAUAUCCAUUUGAGCAUGGUGAAGUUAUUAAUUACACUUUGGAUGGUGUAUGAAUAGACCCAGUCACUACAAAUAUAUAGGUGUCCUUCCUAACACAGUUGCCAGAGAGGAAGGAAACUGCUCAGGGAUUUCACCAUGAGGCCAAUGGUGUUAAGGCUAUGGUUCAACCCAGCACUCAGAGAAACCAACACGACAAAGGGAGUGGAAGAAACAAAAAUAUUUUAAUAAAAGUUCAAAUUGUCUUAGUCCAAAAACAACUGAAGUAAAGGAACAGAGUGGGCUAGUCGGCUCCGGAGGAAGGAGAGGCUGAGGCAGGCAGGCAGGCAGGCAGGCAGGCAGGCAGGCAGGCAGGCAGGCAGGUUGGGAGGUAUGUCCGAACUGAAGACAAAACAAACGACAGGUUAAGGAGAGUGGAGAGCCAGGCUGAAGACAAAGACAAAAUAACUUUACUGGUGAGCCAAGUUACCGCUCUGGUAAGAACAACGAUCUGGCGCCGGUGGAGAGCCAUGCCCAGGAAUAAGUAGUGCAGGUUGAUGAGAGAAUAGGAUGCAGCUGCGUAGGCAGGAAUCACUGGAAACAACCCGCAGCUGCACAGGAGAGGCAGAUCCUGAGCACGCCCCCUGCUCCACUCCAGACACACCCACAUAAAGGGGACAAACACACAUACAACAGAAAAAGAGGGGACAAAACAAGGAGGAAGGGAAACAGAAAAGGGAGAGACAAGCUGCCCACAUAACAGUACCCCCCCCUCAAUGGUCGCCACCUGGCGACCCACCAGGCCUGUCAGGGUUGUCGUGAUGGAAGUCCGUGAUCAGCUGAGGAUCCAACACAAAACGCUUAGGGACCCAAGACCUCUCCUCUGGUCCAUAACCUUCCCAAUCGACUAGGUAUUGGAGACCCCUACCCCGCCUCCGAGAGUCCAGGAGCCUACUGACGGUGUAGGCCGGAUGGUCGUCAAUGAGGCGAACAGGUGGAGGUGGAUCAGCCGGCGGACACAAAAGGCUGGAGGACACAGGUUUCAGUUGGGAGACGUGGAAGGUAGGGUGUAUCUUCAUGGCUGAAGGCAACUUCAAACGAACCGCAGCGGGGUUAAUGAUGGAUUCCACCACAAACGGACCCAGGUACCGAGGAGACAGCUUGCGUGAUUUGGUACGAAGAGGUACGUUCUUAGAUGACAGCCAAACCUCUUGACCAGGAUGAAACACAGGUGCGGGAGUCCUGCUCCUAUCCGCUGUUGUCUUGUUCCUGUCGGUGGUCCGAAGCAAUGCUUCCCGAGCGUCGCUCCACACUCUCUGGCAGCGGCGGAGGUUCUCCUGAACCGAAGGAACAGCCAAUUCCUUCUCCUGAGCAGGAAACAGAGGGGGUUGAUAACCCAUGGUAACCUCGAAGGGUGAAAGACCGGUGGCAGAGGCGGUGAGGGAGUUGUGGGCGUACUCUAUCCAGGGCAGAUGUUUAGCCCAGGAUGAUGGAUGUUGAGCAGCCACACAACGAAGGGUUGCUUCGAGGUUUUGAUUGGCUCUUUCUGUUUGACCGUUGGUCUGGGGAUGAAACCCUGAGGACAGACUAACGGAAGCACCCAAAGCAGAACAGAAACCCUUCCAAACACGGGAAGUAAACUGUGGGCCUCUAUCAGAUACGAUGUCCACAGGUAUUCCAUGGGGACGGAAUACAUGUUGGACUAGGAGGUCCGCUGUCUCACUGGCAGACGGUAAUUUUGGUAAUGCUAUAUAGUGGACAGAUUUAGAGAAUCUGUCCACAAUGGUAAGUAUAGUAUCAUUACCUUCAGACUUGGGUAGGCCGGUGACAAAAUCCAUGGCAAUGUGGGACCAGGGACGGCUGGGAACUGGGAGGGGUAGCAGCAGCCCCGAAGGGGACUGAUGGGAGGCUUUGCCCCGAGCACAGGUUGAACAGGCUGCCACAAAAGCCCGAACGUCAGUUUCCAUUGAAGGCCACCAAAAAUGUCUCCUAAGCAGCGUCAACGUGCGUCUCAUCCCAGGGUGACCAGCAAAACGGGAGGUGUGAAUCCACUGCAACACCUGAGACCGGACCGUCUCGGGAACAAAGAGUAGGUUGGGAGGUCCAUCACCCAGUCCCGGGUCCGUGGCAAGUGCAGUCUUCACAAGAGACUCGAUCUCCCACUGAACAGCCGCCACGACGCAUGAGGAAGGCAGGACUGCCUCAGGCUCGCUGGUCUCCGAAGGGUCAGCAAACUGGCGGGACAAAGCAUCUGGUUUAACAUUUCUUGACCCCGGUCUGUAUGUAAGAAUAAAGUUAAACCUACUAAAAAACAGGGCCCAUCUGGCUUGGCGUGAGUUGAGUCUCUUAGUGGCUUGGAUGUAAGCCAAGUUUUUGUGGUCAGUCCAGACCACAAACGGUAAUUCAGCUCCAUCCAGCCAGUGCCGCCAUUCUUCCAGUGCAAGCUUGACCGCCAGCAGUUCCCGGUUUCCAACGUCGUAAUUCCGUUCUGUGGGUGACAAUUUCUUGGAGAAAAAAGCACAGGGGUGAAGCCUUUGGUCAGUGGGGGAGCGCUGGGAGAGGACUGCUCCCACACCUGAGUCCGACGCGUCCACCUCCACAACAAACUGCAGAGAGGUAUUGGGGUGUAUCAACACGGGGGAGGUGGAAAACAGUUCCUUCAAAACCCCUACCGCCUGCUCCGCCUCAGGGGACCACCGAAAAGGGACUUUAGGAGAUGUGAGUCUUGUAAGGGGUGCCACCACUCUACUAAAACCCUUAAUGAAUCUACGGUAGAAGUUAGCAAAGCCCAAAAAUCGUUGAAGUUGCUUACGGGUGGUGGGUGUGGGCCAUUCCGUCACUGCCCGGAUCUUCUCGGGGUCCGCCUUCACCUGCCCGCUCUCAAUUAUGAAUCCAAGGAACGAUGUAGACUGUUUGUGGAACUCACACUUCUCUGCUUUGACGUACAGCUUGUUCUCCAAGAGCCGUUGAAGGACUUGACGGACGUGUGACUCAUGCUCCUCGGGUGACUUGGAAAAAACAAGAAUAUCAUCCAGGUAUACAAAGACAAAACGGUUCAAAAAAUCCCUAAGAACAUCGUUCACCAUGGCUUGGAAAACCGCAGGGGCAUUUGAAAGCCCAAAGGGCAUGACCAAAUACUCAAAAAUGUCCCAGUGGAGUGUUGAAAGCGGUUUUCCACUCAUCUCCCUUUCGGAUUCGGACAAGGUGAUAAGCUUUCCUGAGGUCGAGCUUGGAAAACACUGUGGCGCCAUGCAGAGGUUCAAAAGCUGAGUUGAUGAGUGGAAGGGGAUACUUGUUUUUAACAGUUAUGUUGUUUAAACCCCUGAAAUCGAUACAGGGGCGUAACGACUUGUCCUUCUUUUCCACGAAAAAGAAACCUGCACCCAAAGGAGACGACGAGGGACGGAUUAUGCCCGAGACCAGAGAAUCACCAAUGUACUGCUCCAUUGCCUCUCUUUCCGGUCGGGACAGAUUGUAUAACCGACUAGAGGGCAAGGGAGCACCAGGAAGCAGUUCAAUAGGGCAAUCAUAAGGCCUAUGUGGUGGUAGAGACAGAGCCUUGUCCUUACUGAAAACCUCCGCUAAGUCAUGGUAUUCUUUGGGGACAGAUGACAGAUCAAGAGGAGCUGAGGGAGGAGUUGGGUUACACUUAGUGGGGGGAACCGCUGACCUCAGGCACUCGGAAUGGCAGUUAGUGCUCCAACUGAGAAUGGUGUGACGUGUCCAAUCAAUUUGUGGGUUGUGAAGAGCCAACCAGGGGAAGCCAAGGAUUAGGGAGGUAGCUGAGCCAGACAUAACUCUUAGCUGAAUGCUUUCACAAUGAUUGCCAGAAAUCACUAGGGAAACGGGGGUGGUUUGAUGAGUUAUCUCCGCGAGGAGGCGCCCAUCAAGGGCUGUGACCCGGAUGGGGGUAGGUAGUGGCUCCAUGGGGAUACGAGCUUGUGUAACGAACUGGUGGCUAAUAAAGUUAUCUUCUGCACCUGAGUCUAUGAGAGCUGAGAGUGGCAGGGAAUGACUCUGGAAACGUAAGGUUACAGGUACUUGUAAUCGGGGAAUGAUGGGUUCAGGAUCUAACUCUGGGCUCGCAAGUAGACCCACCGUUACGAGCGAGCCUUGUCUUUUGGCCGCUUAGGGCAUGUAGCCAGAAUGUGUGUGGCGUCUCCACAGUACAGGCACUCACCCGCCUGGAGGCGCCGUUGCCGCUCAGCUGGAGGUAGUCGAGCUCGACCCACUUGCAUAGGUUCCUCCUCUGUGCUCGGGAUGGAAUCAGGAACAAGAAGCUGCCGACUCCGGAGAGGCGAGACUCGAGUGGUUGAAGGCUGGGGAACUCGUCCUCCUAGAUGUGGCCGAUCGCCUCUCUCCCGACGCCUCUCCCGCAACCGAUUGUCUAGCUUGAUGGACAGGGAAACGAGAGAAUGUAAAUCAUGUGGCUCAUCACGAGCAGCCAGUUCAUCCUUAAUGGCUUCAUUCAAACCGUUUAGAAAUGCUCCUUGAAGUGCCACAUUGUUCCACUUGGAGUCCGCUGCCAACGUCCAGAACUCAAUAGAGUACUCUGCCACACUGUUAGAACCCUGCCUCAAAUUAAAAAGUAUCUUGGAGGAAUUACCCACAUGGUCAGGAUGGUCAAAAACAGUCUUCAAUUUAGCAGAGAAAUCAGCAAAAGUCAAUCCAGUCAAAGUUUGAUCUGAGCACACAGCCUCAGCCCAAACCAGAGCUUUCCCUCUUAACAGCCCCAGAACAUAAUGUACCUUAGAUGAAUCAGUAGAAAACGACAGUGGUCUCUGCCGAAAAAUCAAGUCACACUGAAGCAAAAAUCCCCGGCACUUGUCCAAUUCUCCAUUGAACGGUUCAGGCGACGUGACAGGGGGUUCCCGACGGAACGAAGCCUGCCUAGUGUCCGAGGAAACAACUUGGGGUGCAUCAAACUGGGGGUCAGAGAGAGAUGGAGAACUGAUAACAGACAAUUUAGAGACGUGUGUAGUUAACUGAGUCACCUGGUUCAGCAGUUGAUGAUUAUCUUCCACAAGAGUCCGAAUCAACUGGUCAUGCUGUCCUAGCAACGUUCCUUGAGCCUGGAUAGCUUGUUGGAAGCUGUCUUUGUUUGCCCCGUGCUGUUUCUCUGUUGGGUCCAUGGCCAGAUCGUUCUGUUAAGGCUAUGGUUCAACCCAGCACUCAGAGAAACCAACACGACAAAGGGAGUGGAAGAAACAAAAAUAUUUUAAUAAAAGUUCAAAUUGUCUUAGUCCAAAAACAACUGAAGUAAAGGAACAGAGUGGGCUAGUCGGCUCCGGAGGAAGGAGAGGCUGAGGCAGGCAGGCAGGCAGGCAGGCAGGCAGGCAGGCAGGCAGACCGACAGGCAGGAAGGCAGGCAGGUUGGGAGGUAUGUCCGAACUGAAGACAAAACAAACGACAGGUUAAGGAGAGUGGAGAGCCAGGCUGAAGACAAAGACAAAAUAACUUUACUGGUGAGCCAAGUUACCGCUCUGGUAAGAACAACGAUCUGGCGCCGGUGGAGAGCCAUGCCCAGGAAUAAGUAGUGCAGGUUGAUGAGAGAAUAGGAUGCAGCUGCGUAGGCAGGAAUCACUGGAAACAACCCGCAGCUGCACAGGAGAGGCAGAUCCUGAGCACGCCCCCUGCUCCACUCCAGACACACCCACAUAAAGGGGACAAACACACAUACAACAGAAAAAGAGGGGACAAAACAAGGAGGAAGGGAAACAGAAAAGGGAGAGACAAGCUGCCCACAUAACAAAUGGUGACUUUAAAACAGUUACAGAGUUUAAUGGCUGUGAUAGGAGAAAACUGAGGAUGGAUCAAGAACAUUGUAGUUACUCUACAAUACUAACCUAAAUGACAGAGUAAAAAGAAGGAAGCCUGUACAUAAUACAAAUAUUACAAAACUUGCACCCUGCUUGCAAUAAGCCACUGAAGUAAAACUGCAAAAAAUGUGGCAAAGAAAUUAACUUUGUCCUGAAUACAAAGUGUUAUGUUUGGGGCAAAUCCAACACAACACAUCACUGAGUGCCACCCUUCAUAUUUUCAAGCAUUGUGGUGGCUGCAUCAUGUUAUGUGUAUGCUUGUCAUCUGCAAGGACUAGGGAAACCGAAUAGGGCUAAGCACAGGCAAAAUCCUAGAGGAUAACCUUGUUCAGUCUGCUUUCCAACAGACACUGGGAGACAAAUUCACCUUUCAGCAGGACAAUAACCUAAAACACCAAAUAUACACUGAGUGUACAAAACAUUAAGAACACCUUCCUACUCUUGAGUUGCACCCCUUUCCCCCUUUUGCCCCCAGAACAGCCUAAAUUAUUUGGGGCAUGGACUCUACAAGGCCCAUGUUGACUCCUAUGCUUCCCACAGUUGUGUCAAGUUGGCUUGAUGUCUUUUGGGUGGUCAACCAUUCUUGAUACACACAGGAAACUGUUGAGCGUGAAAAGCCCAAAAGCAUUGCAGUUCUUAACACAAACCGGUGCGCCUGGCACCUACUACCAUACCCUGUUCAAAGGCACUUAAAUAUUUUGUCUUGGCCAUUCACCCUCUGAAUGGCACACAUACACAAUCCAAGUCUCAAAUGUCUCAAGGCUUAAAAUUCAUUCUUUAACCUGUCUCUUCCCUUCAUCUACACUGAUUGAAGUGGAUUUAAUAAGUGGCAUCAAUAAGGGAUUAUAGCUUUCACCUAGAUUCACAUGGUCAGUCUAUGUGAUGGAAAGAGGAGGUGUCCUUAAUGUUUUGUACACUCAGUACACAACUGGAGUUGCUUACCAACACAACAUUGAAUGUUCCUGAGUGGCCUAGUUACUGUUUUGAAUUAAAUCAGCUUGAAAAUCUAUGGCAAGACUUGAAAAUGGCUGUAGCAAUGAUCAACAACCAACAUGACAGAGCUUGAAGAAUUUUAAAUAGAAUAAUGCGCAAAUAUUGUACAAUCCAGGUGUACAAAGCUCUUAUAGACUUACCUAGAAAGACUAAUCACUACCAAAGGUGAUUCUAACAUGUAUUGACUCAGGGUUGUGAAUACUACUGUAAAUGAGAUAUUUCUGUAUUUUCAUUUUCAAUAACAUUUCUAAAAACAUGUUUUCACUUUGUCAUUAUGGGGUAUUGUGUGUAGCUGGGUGGGGAAAACAAUCUAUUUAAUCCAUUUUGUAUUCAGGCUGUAACACAACAAAAUACUUUCUGAAUGCACUGUAUUAUGAAGAAAAACUUGUGGGGAUUAAAAAAUAUAUAUAUUCAUAAUUAUACAAGGAUCAGUGUUCAUCGGUUUAGUAUCUCUAAUACAUGCAAUAGGAACAGUGAUCACUGAGCUCAUUACCAAAGACACCACUGGACAAAUACUUGUGGGGGCUAUUUGUCAGAAUAAGGUCAAUCAGUGAGGAGUUUGCUGGAUGUUUAGCAUUCAUCCGUGUGGAUUUUGCAAUCAGUUGAGUCAUGUUAAAGUCAAGACAAAUAUUCUUAAAAUGGUCUGAGGCCGGGGUAAACCAAUCUAAGUUAAAAUCCCCUAAAACAACUCAUUCAGAUUACAGUAAAAGUUUUAAAUACUCAGAAAUAAUACUAACAGCGUCCUGCCAGAUACCAAAAGUUACAUUUUUAGAACGAUCUGUGAGAAGGUUCUAGCUAAUGUAUGGAUGUGGAUGUCCAAUUAAGGUCUCAGGCUCCAAAUGACUGUCAUGAUGAUUUAUUUAAAAAUUCAUUGCAAUUUGCUCUUUAACUCCAUCUGUUCAGUACCUGAUAGAGCAGACCCAGAAGACCUGGGCAUUCAUUUCAACGCCCCAGGACGGUCCAUUUACUUUGUGAUGUGAAAAUUAUGUGAUGAAAUCCUGCAAUCUCAAUGCUGCAGUCCCCUCCAAUAGUAAGCAAUGUACAGUAAUAGCUGGCAAUGUAAUCCAAGUGCUGGGCGCUAAGCCAAACGCCCAGAACUGCUGAUGACAGACCAGUAGGUAACUGAACUGCUUGUUUUGAACAAAAUAUUUUUUUAACAGUACAAUGUGCAUAAAUUAACCAAACCUUUAUUGACAUUUUAAACAUAAUCCUUGAAAAUAAUGAAAAUAAUGGACGGGCCACCACUGUCCUGGACUAAAAAGCACUUUGAAUGGAGUUUUUUAUUAAGCAUGCCUUUUAGUUCAGAACUAGGUUAGGCCAGGAAAGUGGCCCUUAAAGGGGCAAUCCGAAGUUGAAACAAGCACCCCGCCUCUGUUUUGGUAAAAAGCUGAACAGGGCCUGGAAAAAUGUAACUACUUUUAAAUUCAUAGACAGAGCUAUUGAUGCAAGGACUAACCAUCCAAGAGAUCAACAUGAUAGUGUUAAGAAUAUUAGUUUUUAAGCAUAUGUUGCAUAACAAGCACAUUUUGAGGCUAUACAGUGUUUAUUUACAUUUACAAUGUUUACAAAUGUUGGAGUAAAACAUGCUUAUAUUUUGGGUUCUGAUGGGGUACGACAGUUGAACUCAGCUGAUGAGGCAUUUAUAGGUUAUAUUCUUCAUUGUCCCUUUAAGGUUUAGUUGAGGCACAAUGGUUCUACACAGACUUAUCAUUAUCCAAUGAUUUUAUUAAAACACUAAGCUGUGUUUUUAUGAAUGGUUAAAAUGUGUGACCAAUGUUCUACAGAUUUGUACUGAGUAAAUACUUUUAGAAGCUGUGCUGUCAUUGCUCAUUCAUUGUUGUGUGACCCAAACAGUGUGUGAUGCAAAUUAAUAGACUGUAUGACACACACUAAAUAGAUUGUGCUACACAAAUAAAAUAUACAAUAUACUGUAUGAUGCAAAUAAACUACAAGGCCACAAUUAGAUAAGUUUACACCCAUACUAGGUAAACAAAUAAAAACAGAGGCGCUUAAAGACAUCAGCACAAUCUAUGUAAAGGGUUUCAAGAGUGACGUCCCUUCUGAUGUCUUUCAGUUUACAGAACCUAGUACCUAUGCGCUAGGCUUUGCACAUGCCUACCCCAUAGCCUCAAACAACGUUAAGAUCGUUGGGCCAGUAACCGAAACCAAAAGGUUGCUGGUUUGUAUCCCCGAGCCGACUAGGUGAAUAAUCUGUUGAUGUGCCCUUGAGCAAGGCACUUAACCCUAAUUGCUCCUGUAAGUCCCUCUGGAUAAGAGCAUCUGCUAAAUUAAAAAAUCUAAAUGUAGUUCCACCACCUUAGGUUAGGAGACUGCAUAGAGUCGACAUCUGUGCUACAACAGAAGUUGCUAGGAGAUGGUUUCAUAUUUGUUGUAAUUGAUGCACUAAUUCAUAGGAUUGCUGCCCAUUCGUAGCAUAAUAUCUUUAGAAUGAAUAAUGACUUUUGCUAUUAUGUGUUUCUCCUAUCAGGUCAGGACCACUGACACUGGAGCCCAAUGCUGUCACAUCUGCUCCUGCAACGCCCUCUACUGCUAAUCCUGUGUCUCCUUGACCUGCCGCCACUCCCCCAGUACUCUCUCCCUCUCCCUCUCUCUCUCUGUGUGUGUGUGUGUGAUUGUGUGGGCGGAGACAGGUGUGCUGGAGUCAGAGCAGAUCCCCACUAGCUGCAACCUGUUCCCUAAUCAAGACCUCUACAAAUACUCAGUCCUGCCACUUCCACACUGCCAGAUCGUAAUCUCUGCUCAGUCAGUCUACGGUUCUAGCCGUUUGUUACUAUUCAUAUCCUGUUGUAUCUGUUUUCCUUGCCUGACGCUGUUUUCCUCUCCGCUACAGUUCUGCCUGCUCUGACUCUGGUCUCUGUCUCCAGUCCCACGUCUCGUCAUCCUGCUACUCUGUCCUGGAUUCCCCACUCUACUACUCCCUUGGAUUCCCCUCCGGACCUGCUCACCCUGUCUCAACCCCCCUUGCUCCAGCCGCUGCCUCCGUACCUGGUUUCCAGCAGUUUCCCCUGACCUGCCCUCCAUCUCCCCCCGGUGUCUCAAUAAAUACCUUGGUUACUUCAUCCUAGUCUCCUCGUCUGAGUCUGCUCUUGGGUUCCCCUGUUCCACUCCGCGUAACUUUACGAUCUGGCCAAAGAGAUGAACCCAGCAGACUCUGCUACUCUCCACCAAACCCUCGUCGGCCAAGGCGCCCUGCUCGAGCAAAAUGACCAAGACCUGAAGACCCUUCUGGAGCACAUCAAGGAGUUUUCACAGAGCCCGUCUUUCUCCUCCGUUCCGGGAGCCAUUUGUUCUGACUCCCGAGUGUUACGAUGGCAAUCUUGGAGCCUGCAGAGCCUUUUUGGUACAAUGUUCACUAGUAUUUGAGCAACAGCCCAACUCUUAUGCUAGCGAACGGGCCAAGAUUUCCUUUCUGAUUGGCUGCCUCUGUGGAGCAGCGCUUUCCUGGGCCACGGCGGUUUGGGAGAGACAGUCCCCCAUCUGCUUCUCCUACUCCAGAUUCACGGAGGAGAUGAAGAAAGUCUUCGACCACCCGGUCUGUGGUAAGGAUGCCGCUAAACGACUCCUGACCCUCCGUCAAGUCCCCCAUAGUGUUGCUGAGAUGGCAUGUGAGUUCCGCACCCACGCCGCUGAGAGUUACCCAGUUGGGCCUGGACACUGUCCCACUCGAUUCACCCCUCGAUGCCAAUGCUCUCAAUGGACAGCUCCUCACUCGUGUCUGUGAGAGAACCGUCCCGAUCAUCCUGCGUCUCUCUGGAAAUCACCAGGAAAAUAUCAGUUUCCACAUAAUCGACUGUCCUUACUCUCCCCUGGUUCUUGGACAUCCAUGGUUAAAACUACACAACCCACAGAUUGACUGGACCGCCGAAAAAAGUAAACACUUGGAGUUCAUUUUGUCACUCUAAUUGUUUACAUUCUGCCCUUCCCCCUGCCUUGUCUGUGCCCCAGUUCAUUCCAGAACCUCCAGACCUGUCAUCAGUUCCUCCCCGAGUAUCACGAUCUAGCUCCUGUGUUCAGCAAGCACCACGCCCUGUCGUUGCCGCCUCAUCGGCCGUACGACUGCGCCAUUGGCCUGGAGCUCCUCUCCCCAGUAGCCGGUUGUUUAACCUCUCUCAUCCCGAACAAGAGGCUAUGGAGAGGUACAUCCAGGAUUCUUUGGCUGCAGGACUUAUCAAGCCAUUUUCCUCUCCGGUGGGUGCUGGGUUUUUCUUUGUGAAGAAGAAGGAUGGGUCACUGAGGCUGUCCAUUGACUUCCGUUGGCUGAAUAAUAUCACUGUUAAGAACAAGUAUCCCUUGCCACUCAUCAGCUCUGCUUUUGCCCCCCUCCAUGGUGCCUCUGUGUUUACAAAACUCGACCUCCGGAAUGCCUACCACCUUGUCCGCAUAAGAGAGGGGAACGAGCGGAAGAUUGUGUUCAACACACCACUUGGUCACUUUGAAUAUUUGGUCAUGCCUUUUGGUCUUAAUAACACCCCUGCUGUGCCUUAGCUCCAGUCUACACCCCGGGUCAAAAGGUAUGGCUCUCAUCUAAGGACCUGCCAUUGAAGGUGGCAUUGAAGAAACUUUCUCCCCGAUUCAUUGGUCCCUUUGAAAUUGACUGUGUCAUUAACCCCUCUGCGGUGCACCUGAAACUCCCAGCCUCUCUAUAUCCCUGAUUAAACCUGUCUGCUCCUGUCACCUGUCUCCUCCUGCAGCAGCUCCUCUAUCCCCUCGGCUCAUCGGUGACCAUCCUGCCUAUACCGUCCGGCAGCUUCUGGACGUGCGCCGCCGGGGUCGUGGCUGGCAGUACCUGGUUGACUAGGAGGGAUACGGGCCUGAGGAGCGCUGCUGGGUGCCCCGCCUUCACAUUCUGGACCCCUCCCUCUUACGGGAUUUCUAUACCACACCCAGAUAAGCCUGGUUGGCGCCAGUAGAGGGGGGGGGGGGGGGGGGGGGGGGAGUACUGUCACAUCUGCUCUUGCAACGCCCUCUACUGCUCAUCUUGUGUCUCCUUGACCUGCCGCCACUCCCCCCGUUCUCGCUCUCUGUGUGUGAUUGUGUGGGCGGAGACAGGUGUGCUGGAGUCAGAGCAGAUCCCCACCAGCUGCAACCUGUUACAUAAUCAAGACCUCUACAAAUACUCAGUCCUGCCACUUCCACACUGCCAGAUCGUAAUCUCUGCUCAGUCAGUCUACGGUUCUAGCCGUUUGUUACUAUUCAUAUCCUGUUGUGCCUGUUUUCCUUGCCUGACGCUGUUUUCCUCUCCGCUACAUUUCUGUCCGCUCUGACUCUGGUCUCUGUCUCCAGUCCCACGUCUCGUCAUCCUGCUACUCUUUCCUGGAUUCCCCACUCUACUACUCCCUUGGAUUCCCCUCCGGACCUGCUCACCCUGUUUCAACCCCUCUCGCUCCAGCCGCAGCCUCCGCACCUGGUUUCCAGCAGUUUCCCCUGACCUGCACUCCAUCUCCCCCCUGUGUCUCAAUAAAUACCAUGGUUACUUCAUCCCAGUCUCCUCGUCUGAGUCUGCUCUUGGGUUCCCAUGUUCCACUCCGCGUAACAAAUGA